Molecule: messenger RNA, 1779 nt
Organism: Cucurbitaria berberidis CBS 394.84
Lineage: Eukaryota; Fungi; Ascomycota; Dothideomycetes; Pleosporales; Cucurbitariaceae
Exons: 1
Coding region: 1-1779 (592 amino acids)
Source: RefSeq, a predicted model, not a curated record
AUGGCGGCAGUGGCGCAGAGUCGCAUCCAAGAUGAUGUUCAUCCAUUGCUGCGGCAUCCCAAGCCGAUCAAGAGGGAUACUGCGAAAGCGCAGCGCAUGUUAGGGUUGAUUGCUGAUGAUGAAGAGAAGUUGAAAGGAUUACAGCGAGAGAAGUCAGUAACUACAAGAUGGCUAGAGCGGCCGAUGUACGAGCAUUUGGAGGUCUCUGAUAUGGAAUCAGAAAAAGAAGAGACGGGACAUGAGCAGAAGGUUGACUCUGUUCACGAAGCCAGGACAGAAGAAGAAGAAGACGACGCGGAGCUGUUGGAGCGAUGGACGAAACCAGACCGACCGAUCUCCUACAACUCGGAAGCUUCGAUAUCCCUUGAGGCGAAGACCAAGAUCGACACGUCUUUCGUCAAAAGGCGCCCAGACCCAAUCGAUUGUCCGCGCCCAAUAUCAUACAAUUCACAACAUCUGCUGUGCCCAGAAUGGACCGCAUCGCCAGCUACAGCAAGCCCGAAUGUGCAACGCCCGCGACCUGUAUCACUACAACCGAACAGUCCUAAUACAGGGAAUCGCAGCUUCUCUUCCACGAGUAGCAUAGGAUCUAGCCCCCACUUUGUUCACCCUCAGACAUGGGCUACUCCACCGACACAGUACAGAGCGGGUGCUCGCGGCGAACGACCUGUAUCGUUCCAGCCUCAGAGCUUCGCUUCACUCGGAAGUCCAAUGCCCAACGAGCUGCGCCCCCGACCUACGUCUUUCGCUUCGUAUCCUCAUGAGCGGCCUCGCUCUCACAACAAGAUUGCGUCCUCGAGAGGAUUGCGUGAUAACAGCUACCCGAAUUUCUCACGGCCGACGGCAUCAGGUAGUGCACCAAAAACUGUCCCUGGAGAGCAGAUGGAAAACGACGCGUUAUACGAGCAGUUUGAUGAUGGUGAGGUUGGACCACCUUCUCCAUCGUCGCCUGUCCGCGCCGCAUUGAAUGGAUUUGACUUGAGUGAAAACAAGAACAAACCCGAGAAGAAGGCAAAGAAAAGAUGGUCCACGAUACCAAACACCUUCAUGAAAUUUGCUAGGAGAAGAUCGUCUGCACCAAGUCAGGAACCACCGGAAUUUGAAACAAAGAUGCACGACCUACGUCACAUGAAUCUCACAGAAGAGAAUCUACAUUGGUACGAGAACGAAGUCAGCCAGGCGCCAAAUACUCCAAAAACACAUAUGUCAGGCAUCGAUCUCAUCCCUACACCAACGCACUCUCCACUUCAUGUGGAGCACCCGCUCUUCGAGGCGCCUCUACCAUUGCCAUUCGCCCCGUGGACGGCUGACGGCCCACCAAGUCCAGCAUCUUCUCUAGACAACCGCCGAGGCAGCCGGACGUCGUCACUGUCACCCACCAGAAACAAUGCGUCAUCGCGGCUGUCAGUACAAAACGUUGCGCAUAGUCGCCCUACCUCUGGAUACUCACACCGAAGUAGCAUUGUUAUACCGUCGCCGACUAGUAUAGCCCCACAGCAGCGCUCUAUGAUCGACAUACCAGGAAGCCCCCGUACCACACCAGCACGAAAGAACACCCCGACUCUAGAACGUACAUGCCUCAUGUGUAAAUCAACCAAGUCAAUUCCUGAAUUUGCUAGUCGCCACAUCACAUCGAGCUGCUGGCACGAAACUUCUACGUGCUUUCAAUGCCUCCAGUCGUGGAUCGAGACGAGUCUCAACACACGGGGGCGGGGACAGUGUACAUGUCCUGAGUGCGGAGAAUAUAUGGCGUGGGAAGAUAUUGAUGCUUUUUGCUGA